Molecule: messenger RNA, 5754 nt
Organism: Chara braunii
Lineage: Eukaryota; Viridiplantae; Streptophyta; Charophyceae; Charales; Characeae
Source: the annotation of a GenBank genome assembly
CUGGAAUAUUCGCGAUUGCCUGCCGGUGAUGGAGAGUAGCAGAACCGGGUACGCUUGUUGAUCGUGCCAAGGCAACUAGCUAUUUAUGUUGGUGCAGGAUCUCAAGCUGAGUCUGUGCUUAUUAGAUGAAGGCGCACAAGAAAGAGCUGGGCGGAUAAGGAGUCUUUCGCGAGACUGCUACAGCUGGACGAGAGUUGAAUUUGUUCAGUGAAGGUGACUGAUCUGUGCUCUUUGGUCGAAGGCAAGGUACAGAGUAGAGUGGCUGCGUUUGCGGGCAGCAAAAAAAACCACUCUGGUGCAGGGGAAGGCCAUCUGUUGCAAGUAUCUGGCGGCAACAAUGGCCUGUAGACGUGGGCACACUGGUGGUGCGCAGACUGCCGGACGUCCAGACAAGCAUGGAGCGAGGCCAAACUCGUUCAAUACCUUGGACCAUGGCUUGGCAUCCCCUGCAUUCAACACAAGAGGGAUGUGCAAGCGCAAAAGGAUUAUGGGUCAAGCAGUUGAUUUGGGAGAUGGAGGACGGCAGACAUAUGCGUCGUCGUAUGCGUCAUCUUCGUCGUCGACGAUGGCUGGGGCAGGCAUGAGAAAGUUGAUGGAAGAGGCUGCCAGUCAGGACCUUCCAGACGAUACGAACCUGAGUGAAGUCACUGAAGAGGACAGAAAGGAAAGAAUGCGAGUGGUGGUACGAGUUAGGCCCCCGAUGACGCAGAUAUUCCCCCCCGAUGUAGAUGAAGUACCUGACUCGUCUUCGAGGGAGAGCACGAACGAGGAUGGGGGCGAGGAAGUCUGUGUACGCAUUGAGGGAGACAACGUUUUGAGACUUGAUGCACCUCGGUCAUCUGCAGCAUGGGGAAACAACGAUAGAGAGAGUCAAUCUGUCUCAUAUGAACUGACUCAAGUCCUUGGCCCAUCGACAUCACAGAUGGAGGUAUUCAAAUCUACCGUGGAACCACUGGUACAGAGGCUGUUCGACAACUCAGAGAGUGGGGUGCUUUUGUCUUAUGGGGUCACAAAUGCUGGGAAGUCCUACACAGUGUUUGGAAGCCAGGACGGGACUCAGCCUGGGUUGAUCCCUCACACUCUUCGCGCAGUGUUUCAGUUACUGGAUAAAAAGAAAGAGGAAUCUGAAGUCAAUGGAAAUCUUGGUGUAAAGAUUUCCAUGUGUGAAUUAUCUAUGGAGAAUAAGAACCAUGAGAAAGUGAAGGACUUGCUCAGUCCUUCCUGUGCGCUCAUUCCGUUCAAGGUUCACGAGUCCAAGCGGACUGGACACAUGAGCAUUGAGGGAAUCCAGCAGGAGAGGGUGGACAGUGUCAAAGAGGCCAUGGAAACACUAAAGAAGGGCUAUGCCAACAGGAAAGUCGAAGAGACAGGAGCCAACAAGUCAUCAAGUCGAGGCCACUGUGUUGUCAGUAUCCAGCUCUGUGCAGAGAAGUCACCCAGUGAACAUCAGCAGCCAGCGGUUGAUGGGAAGGGCAGGGGACUGAAGGGGGUGAUGCCGUUAGCAUCUCAAGCGAGUGUGCGUGGGGCAACUUUGGCGUUGGACGACUUGCAGGAAAGUUUUGCACGCAUUUGCUUUGUUGACCUUGCCGGAAGUGAGCGUCAAAGGCGUACAAAGAAUGAGGGAGAGCGGCUGAAAGAGAGUGGUGCCAUCAAUUCAUCACUCAUGUCACUCAGGCAAUGUCUGGAGGAGCUUUCGAAGAAUCAGCGUGUCAACUUUAGGCGAAGUAAGUUGACACAGUUUCUGAAGAAUGAGCUUCAAGGUCAAGGCCGCCUUGUCGUGGUUGUUAAUAUUAGUCCUGAGCCGCGGGACUUCGAUGAAACAAUCCAAGUCAUGAAGUACGCUUCAAUGGCCUGUGGUGUAAGGAGUUGCAUUCCAGAGCCUCUGGUGAAUAUCUUUAAAUUGCCUCUGCCGAAGGAGCAGUUACCAAUGCCAUGCUUGGGGUUCCCAACCAAAGAAACGUCGAGUCUCAGGAUUCCGAAACUGACUGAGAAGGCUGCAGCGCAAGCGGAGAGAGGUGCCAGAGCGAGGAAAGCCCUCGAGAAAAAGGUGGAAGCUCGAAAGGUAGUCAAGAAGGGUUGUCAUACAGCAAAUGGCAAUGUCAAAUGUGCGAAUGUAGAGGGUGGAGAAAAGCAGAGCACUGACGAGGAGGACCUCCCUCAGGGGAAGCGCCGUAGGAGCCUAUUGAUUGAGGCUGUUGAUGCCAAUAGCAUAACUGAGGUUGCACUGGCUCAAGAACAAGGUUUGCGGGUUGGUGGAGAAAGCGAAAUCCACGAAGAAAUAGAUGCAUCAUCCUGCACUCAGGAGGUCCGACUUCUCGAAGAAAAGGUUGCAAAGCAGGAGAGGCUUCUUACUCUCGAGCAAGAGGAACACAAUCAGACUAGAUCACACGUGACGGAGCUCGAGUCUCGUCUCGUGGUGAUGGAGGAGGAACGGGAUCGAGCUAGAUCACGCGUGACGGAGCUCGAGUCACGUCUCGUGGUGAUGGAGGAGGAACGGGAUCGAGCUAGAUCCCGAGUGAGCGAACUUGAGGCAGAAACUGCCGUGUUGCAUAAGCGUGGGGGGUGCAGCACGGCAGGCGAAUCUGUGAGUGCCAUUGAUGAUUUCAGUGAAACAUUGGACACUGCUGUCAUUUCCAUGCUUGAGUCGGUGAAAGACUGCGACGUGCAAGUCGAAGGAUUAAGGCAAGUGAGUGAAGUGGUUCAGCGAUCGGACUUUUUUUCUGAAAUGCCGUUGGAGUGUCCACAGGAGCCUUCCACAGAACCCAGUCCAGAGUGGUCUGCGGAAAAGGCACGUUUUGAUGAUGAGAGGCGAGGUGCAGCCAUCGAAGGAACAGAGUCUAGUCACGAUGCACAGGCUGUGGAUGUCCAUCGCCAGUUGAAAUGUGGUGAGAGUAUCCACUGCCAGAUUGGAUAUCUGAAAGGUGAAAGUUGUCUGUCUGCACCUGUUGUGGCCUUGCCUGGGUGUAUUGGAGGUCCUGAACCAGUUAUGUCAUCUGCUUCUCGGGGGCAUACUGAGGGGUUACUCGAGGCCAUCAUGGAGCUCUAUGCAGCUCGAACAAAGGAGAUGGAUGGAGGAGUUAUGGUGGAUGCUCAAAGUCCUGACUGCAAGGUUGUGGAUGUGGGGCCGAUGGAAAAUGACAGUGAAGGCACUCCACAGAAUCUGGCGCUGCUGAUGCAUGAAGUGAAGAAUGCCAGUCCUUUGGCUUCGGUGGCCUCUGUAGAAGGAGUCGAGAGUGGUCUCCAGAAAGAACAGAGUCCAGAGCACACUACGGAACUGCCAUCAUCCCCUUGUGCAGCUGAGGUGAGAGAAAUUGUCCCAAAUGGACUCAGCCUCAGCGAGGAAUCAGCAGAGAGGAAGGCUGGAAGUGAUCAGCACGGUGCGGAUGUCAGGCCUACGGAAAUGGACAGUGAAGGCACUCCAGAAAAUGCAAUCGAGUGGAUACAUCAUGUGAAGAAUGCCAGCCCUCCUGCUUCGGAGGUGGCUGUAGAAGCGGUUGAGAGUGGUGUCCCAAAGGAACAGAGUCCAGAGCACACUACGAAACCUCCAUCAUCUAGCCCUCCUGCUUCAGAGGUGGCUGUAGAAGCGGUUGAGAGUGGUGUCCAAAAGGAACAGAGUCCAGAGCACACUAUGGAACCGCCAUCAUCUCCUUGUGCAUCUGCGGUGAGAGAAAUUUUCACAAAUGGACUCAACUUCAGUGAGGAAUUGGCAGAGAGGAAGCCUGGAAGUGAUCAGCCCAGUGCGGAUGUCAGGCCUACGGAAAAGGACAGUGAAGGCACUCCAGAGAAUGCAGUCGAGUUGAUACAUCAAGUGAAGAGUGCCAGCCCUCCUGUUUCAGAGGUGGCUGUAGAAGCAGUUGAGAGUGGUGUCCAAAAGGAACGGAGUCCAGAGCACACUACGGAACUGCCAUCAUCUCCUUGUGCAUCUGCGAUGAGAGAAUGUGUCACAAAUGGACUCAGCUUCAGUGAGGAAUUAGCAGAGAGGAAGCCUGGAAGUGAUCAGCCCAGUGCUGAUGUCAGUCCUAUGGAAAAGGACAGUGGAGGCACUCCAGAGAAUGCAGUCGAGUUCAUACAUCAAUUGAAUAAUGCCAUCCUUCCUGCUUUGGAGGUUGCUGUAGAAGCAGUUGAGAGUGGUGUCCAAAAGGAACAGAGCCCAGAGCACACUAUGGAACCCCCAUCAUCUCCUUGUGGAUCUCCGUUGAGAGAAAUUGUCACGAAUGGACUCAGCUUCAGCGAGGGAUUAGCAGAGAGGCAGCCUGGUAGUGAUCAACCCAGUGCGGAUGUCAGGCCUAUCGAAAAGCACUGUGAAAGCACUCCAGAGAAUGCAGUCGAGUUGAUACAUCAAGUGAAGAAUGCCAGCCCUCCUGCUUCGGAGAUGGCUGUAGAAGCAGUUGAGAGUGGUGUUCAAAAGGAACAGAGGCCAGAGUGCACUACGGAACCGCCAUCAUCUAGCCCUGCUGCUUCGGAGGUGGCUGUAGAAGCAGUCGAGAGUGGUGUCCAAAAGGAACGGAGUCCAAAGCACACUAUGGAACCGCCAUCAUCUCCUUGUGUAUCUGCGGUGAGAGAAAUUGUUCCAAAUGGACUCAGCUUCAGCGAGGAACUAGCAGAGAGGCAGCCUGGUAGUGAUCAGCCCAGUGCGGAUGUCAGGGCUAUGGAAAAUGAUAGUGAAGGCACUCUAGAGAAUCCAGUGGAGUUGAUACAUCCAGAGCACGUCACAGCAAGCUUGAAGACACCGAAAAGAUCAGCGUGUGCUAGAAAGGAGAUCAGACGAGGGAGGGCAGUCGCUAGCUUCCUUAUUGGAGGCACUAGCACUCAAGGAGAAAGCCCGCAUCGUGAGAAGGGUUCGCUAGACACGCCGGGGUCUGCAGGGAGGAAGAAAGUGCUCCCGAGGAGCACCAUUAAGAUUCAAUCACCAACAAAGGCAGCUCUCAGAAGGAAAAGUGGCAGCACUCCGAUUACUGGAAAGAGAGGAAGUCGGCUUGCCGCUACAGGCGCAUGCAGGGAACAUGAAGAUAUGCUGGAUGCGGCCAAUUGCUUGAUCUGUCAGGAAGCGGAUGUUGCUGGGGUUGUGAAGCAUAAGAUUCAGCACUGGGAGCGAAGGUCAGGUGCAGACCAAGUCAAGCGGGCCCUCAGCAAAACAAAGGAGAAAGAAAACAUGCCUCCUCAUCACAGGAGCUGUCGCAGGCUACAGCCAGCUGUGAUGAUCGACUGCCAAGAUGAGACAGCGGAGGGUGAUGAGACACCAGCAAAACCCACAGGGAACAGGGGACCUGCGUCUGGAUCAGAUCCUCAAGAAGGGCUUUCUGCAAUCCUGGCCUCAUUGAAGACCAAAGCAGCCCCUCAUUGAAGAGGUAGUCGGUGUACACUGGUGGAUAUCUCGUGUUUUUUACCGUUGAAGGUAGUCGGUGUUUUUUACCGUUGUAGCAGCUCAUCAGGUCCAUGAUAGGCUCUGUUUUUGUUGACAUGUACAGCCAGCGACUCGUCAUAUGUGUGUCAUUUCUGCUUAUCGUUUCAUUUUGCUCGUCUAAUUUUGCCUGAUCCAAUUGGGUGAACUUGCAAAUAUCGUACAUGUCGCAGUGAGUGGCCAUUUGCAAGCCCAGAGAGAGGACAGUUCUUGACCGUUGCAGGUAGUCAGUGUUUUUGACUGUUGUAGCAGUUUAUACUACUUCGUAGGGUCCAUGGCAGGCUCUGUUUUUGUUGACAUGUACAGCCAGCAACUUGUCAUAUGUGUGCCAUUUCUGCUUAUCAUGGGAAGCU